This is a messenger RNA of Salvelinus sp. IW2-2015, 2393 nucleotides long. It is a transcript of the gene limk2, whose product is annotated as LIM domain kinase 2. Gene Ontology annotation, cellular component: cytoplasm; nucleus. The record is from RefSeq and is a predicted model, not a curated record. Gene Ontology annotation, molecular function: ATP binding; protein serine/threonine kinase activity; protein binding. NCBI's taxonomy places the organism in Eukaryota, Metazoa, Chordata, Actinopteri, Salmoniformes, Salmonidae. Gene Ontology annotation, biological process: protein phosphorylation; actin cytoskeleton organization.
AUUGGCCUGUGGGCUCUCCAAUUAUUUUCUCCUGUUCCAGGUGUUGCUGUUUGAUUCCUUCCGGUCUCCGUACAGGAAUUUCAACUGCAUGACGUCAUUUAUCCUGCUAACAAAGUUAGGCUACUGCAAAACAGAGCUGUGAUAUUAACCUUCCUUGGAAAAUGUGACGGGAUUUAGCGGACAAUUUCCCUAGAACUGGAUUUUAAGAUUUUUGGAUGCGUAGAAUGAAAACACCCCAUUGUAACUCAUGCUGGAUCACGAUGAGAACUUUCUGAGAAGAAAAAAAAUCGACGACACACAGAAAUUAGCUAUAUGGAGGAACUGGAAGGUACACAUGGAUGCCACUGUGCGGGUUGCGGAGGAGCAAUUCAAGAUGCAUUCAAUGUGAAGGUUCUGCAAGGAACUUGGCACAAUACCUGUUUUCAGUGCUCGGAGUGCUGUGACCACCUGACCAACUGGUACUAUGAGAAGAACGGCAAACUGUACUGCCGUAAACACUACUGGGAGAAGUUUGGGGAGCUGUGUCACGGCUGUUCUCUGCUCAUGAUUGGACCUGCCAUGGUGGCUGGAGAAUACAAGUAUCACCCAGAAUGCUUUGUAUGUCUGAGCUGCAAGGUGGUCAUCGAGGACAGAGACACCUACGCCUUGGUGGAGCGAUCCAAGCUGUACUGUGGGAAGUGCUAUAAGCAGGUAGUCYUGGCGCCCGUGUUGGAGAAGCGUUCGGCCGACUCGGCCCUGGACUCUCUGCCCCACACGGUCACCCUCAUCUCCAUGCCCUCUGCCACCAACAGCAAGAGGGGCUUCUCUGUCUCUGUCCUAAGAGACGUUGCCAGCGGCUCCGCUAGCGUUCAAGUCAAAGAGGUCAGAGGAAUGCAUAUCAGCCCGGAGGUUCGGAAUGCCAUCCAUGUUGGUGACCGGAUCCUGGAGAUCAAUGGUCUUCCAGUGGGGACACUGAUGGAGGAAGAGGUGGAGGACCUCAUUCAUCGGACCAGUCAGACGCUGCAUCUGCUCAUAGAGUAUGAUCCAGUCAGGCAGCGGUUGGAAAGGCUCAGACUUGGGUCCUCGCACAACCGCUUGGGGGUCCCCGCCACCUCCCGCAUGCGCCUGUCUUCGCCCUCUGACAGUGUCCUGGAGAGGACAGAUCUGGUGGAUGAUGCCACCCUAAAGAGGAGGUCUCUAAGGCGUAGCAACAGCAUCUGUAAGUCCCCUGGGCCARCCUCCCCUAAGGAACACCCUAUCUUGACCCGGGACAUCGGGCGCUCUGAAUCCCUGCGCUCCUCCAGCAGCUGCUCUCAUCGCAUAUUCCGCCCCUGUGACCUCAUCCAUGGAGAGGUGCUGGGCAAGGGCUUCUUUGGCCAGGCUAUCAAGGUGACCCACAAAGCCACUGGUGAGGUGAUGGUGAUGAAGGAGCUGAUUCGCUGUGAUGAGGAGACCCAGAAGACCUUUCUAAAGGAGGUCAAAGUGAUGAGGAGUCUGGAACAUCCCCACGUGUUGAAGUUCAUCGGCGUGCUAUAUAAGGACAAGAGGCUGAAUUUAAUAACCGAGUUUAUCGAGGGAGGCACACUGAAGGAUUUCAUUAGAGACAUGGACCAGUUUCCAUGGGAGCAGAGGGUCAGCUUCGCUAAAGGUAUUGCUUCUGGAAUGGCCUACUUGCAUUCAAUGAGCAUCAUCCAUAGAGAUCUUAACUCUCACAACUGCCUGGUGAAACUGGACAACACAGUGGUGGUGGCAGACUUCGGCCUAUCCCGGCUCAUGGUGGAGGAGAAGGUCAAGCACCCUCCCCCUGAGAAGCUGGCCAAUAAGAAGAGAGUGUUCAGGCGCAUUGACCGUAAGAAGCGCUACACAGUGGUGGGGAACCCCUACUGGAUGGCUCCAGAGAUGCUGAACGGUAAACGCUAUGAUGAAAAGGUGGACAUUUUCUCCUUUGGAAUUGUGCUUUGUGAGAUUAUUGGGCAGGUGAAUGCCGACCCAGAGUGCCUUCCAAGGACCUAUGACUUUGGCCUCAAUGUAGACAAGUUCAUGGAGAAGUUCCUCCCUGCUGACUGCCCACAAGCUUUCUUUGCAUUGGCUGUGGCUUGUUGUGACCUCAUCCCCGAAAACCGGCCUGCCUCCCAGAAGCUGGAGGACUGUUUCGAAGCCCUGUACCUCAACCAGGAGAUGGGCAUCCCUCUGCCAGCCGAACUGGAAGAGCUGCACCAGAGACUGUGUCGACUCCACCCCCCCAAAGACAGCUCCUCUCCGUCCCAGUCCACACCCCCAACGCCAGCCCCUGCUGAGAAUCCCAGCCUGGCUGACAACAGCACCUAGCCCACCUUCCAGGACCACCGUCUGGACUGCUGCACUGGAUGAGGAGUGGGGAAGACGGACCUAACUCGUGCCAUCUGGGAACUGGA